Vigna unguiculata (cowpea) is the source of this 2019-nucleotide messenger RNA. RefSeq lists its product as uncharacterized. Lineage: Eukaryota; Viridiplantae; Streptophyta; Magnoliopsida; Fabales; Fabaceae. The record is from RefSeq and is a predicted model, not a curated record. Gene Ontology annotation, molecular function: deSUMOylase activity. Gene Ontology annotation, biological process: protein desumoylation; proteolysis. Gene Ontology annotation, cellular component: nucleus.
AUGUCAGGUUGUUUGAGGGUCACUGAAAGAUCCUUUGUCCAUGAAAACGUAUUGGCCGGUGUAGUAUGUCAUCACAAAGAUAUGGAUGGUGAAUGUGGAUUGAAUGAGAAGGCUCGAUUGCGUACUUUUUGUCAGACAAAGUGGAUUGGGCAGAUGAAUGGGAUAAUCUUAGAUAGGCAUCGCCAAAGGAUUCAGGGUACACCAUUCAAAUGGUGUUUGGACAUGCAAGAACCAUUGAAGAUAUGUAACCCUCUAUUGCUUGAGUUAUUGAAGCGUUGGCUACCUGCUCAGGAAUCAUUUCGUGUAAUGCAACGGUCAAUUCCUUUUACCUGUGCGGACAUUUGCAUGUCUUUAGGGUUGUCGGUUGUUGGGUUAGAUGUAGAUUUUGAUAAAAGUGUUUGUGGGGUUGUGGGUGGACUUUUGCAAGACAAAAUAGUAACCGUUAAAACCAUUAUUGAAAUAAUUCACAGUUUGGUUGGUAGUGAUUCUAAUGAAGUUGAUAACGUUUGUCGUUUGUACAUAUUUGUUUGUUUUGCUGUGUUUUACUUCCCUAGAAAUUCAAAAACAAUUAGUAACAUCCCUUGUAGUGUUUUAGAUGAUAUAGAUGGGCUGUCCAAUUACAAUUGGGGUAAGGCAGUUCAUAGUUUUUUAGUUAAAAGUUUAAGUCGGGGGUUUCUGGCACUUGGGCAGACAGAGCUUUGCUUAAGUGGUGCAGCACAAGUGUUGCAGAUUUGGGCUGUAGAAAGGUUUUCAUUGGGUGGCCCAGAAUUGCAGUUAAUUUUUCCGAGAAUAUUGGCGUGGCCGGAAGUUCACUUCAAGUCAAGACGGAUUGAGAAGUUGUUCCAGGAGAGCAACAUAUGUGUGGAAUGGAGGGUAAGAGAAGAAGACAAGCAAAAUAUUAUGAUUCGUGAAGCGUUGCAACUUGGAGACGAAGCAAAGUCUGAAAAAUCGCAUGUGGAUAUCAAGUUGGCUUCCACAAAAGUUCUGCUGCAGAGGCUGAGAACCCAUAGAACACGGCUACGCAUGAUGAAGGACGAAAUGACUUUGAUGCGCGAAGAGAUAUCAUUGCGAUGUGAUGGUGGAAUUCAGAAGGGUGUGCAACAAGAGCAGGACAACGACGGUGAUGAGGUGGAGGUGGAGGAUGGAGAGCGUGACACUGAUGAACAACUUCCUGCUGAUGACGGAAAUGUCGUUGAAGGAAGUAGUGGUGGUGAUGUGGGGAGUGGCCUUGAUAUGAACCGUGCAUCCCAUGGAGGCAUUUCUGAUGAAGUUGAACCGCUUCAAGCCAUAGUUCCCUAUGUUCCGCAACAGCCUCAAAUGACUCCAUUUAAAGUUGAUUACAUGAAGUUGUAUAGCAGUAUUACGGUUUUUGGUGUACCGAACAGGGUGGUCUGCAACAUCAAUGGGCAAAUUCUGGGUACGAAUGAGUGUUGGGGUUUUGGUCCUGGAAAGAAGGUGGACAAUAUGACCCAUGUACUGACUGACUCACGGAUGAUGAUUGUUAAGAGACGUCAAUGGACAUUGAGAGACUACGCUGCCUACUUUCGUGCAGGCCUGAUUGUGUUGGAGGACAUUUUGUCUGCUGAUUUUUUGUUUGCUCCAAUUGUGAAUGACGAUCAUUGGUGGUGUUAUGUCGUCAAUUGUAAACAGAAGAAGUUGUACGUGCUUGAUUCGAUUGGCCACUCCAACAAAAAUCGUAGAAGAAUAGACAACGCAGUUGCUCGUAAUAUGGGAUUACUUUUUGGGAUGUUGAUGAAGUGUUCGGAAGAUGAGUGCCCAAAAUUUGAAGUUCACUGCGAGAUAACUCCCAUUCAACCAAACUUAUACGAUUGUGGCAUUAUUGUUCUUCAAAUGAUGGAGUUGUGGGAUGGUGAGAAGAAAUUUGAUGGCAAUAGCAUGCCUAAUUACACUAAUGAACAACUUCAACUGAUUAGACAGCAAUACAUUUGGCGUUGGAUCCUAGAUGUUGACAAUAUCUACAGGCAAGAAGUCCUGCAGUACUACAACGCGCUUUUAUAG